UGGUCCGUCCCUUGGUGCCCAGAACCCCCUUGGAAACUUGGAAGGGGGAGGGCCAGUUGUUCUCAAGUUACAAAAGAGGCCACAUUGCCUACUUUUUGUCCACAUUCUUGUUACCACAUUGCACUACAGCACAACUCCAUCGAACACUCUGUCCUUUCCAUUACAUCCAAGCACCUCACUACGCUGUUGCCUUGCUUAGGUGACUCACCAAAUCCAGUCUGACUCAUUCAUCGAGUCGACACAGCCCCAUCAUGCCUUCUACUUAGCACAGCGGCUUUGGCUAUAUACCUUUUUCCCCUUUUCUGAGGAGUUAGGACGGCACCUCGAUACUGCACAACCCACAUCCAUCACUUUCCGAAAUCCCCGGAUCUUCCACCCCACUCUCCCGGCAGCGCGACUGCAUCACCCAAGUCCUCCAACCAACUAGUUCCACUCGAGGCGAAAGUCAAGAAGGAAAAUUCGCCAUCAUGGACACAAAGCCUGCAAUGGCCUCGUGGGAAGAAACAUCACCAAUGAUCAAGUUCGAGGACUCGCCAGCCGAGUCCUUUGUUUCCACACCAGGAGAACUGUACCCUUCACUGUUUGGUGACGCGAAUUCGGUCACCGACAACACUGUUGACCCAACCGACAUGUUGACUCCGCCCCCAUUCAACGACGAAGCCGCUAUUUCGGCGUCCGUUGCCACAACUCCCGCUCCUUCCGGGGCUGAAUCCGUCUCGGAGAAGAAACAGACAAAGAAGAGGAAGUCAUGGGGCCAGGUUCUUCCCGAGCCAAAGACGAACCUUCCUCCUAGGAAACGCGCCAAGACAGAAGACGAGAAAGAACAGCGGCGCGUUGAGCGAGUACUCCGUAAUCGUCGUGCCGCCCAGUCCUCUCGUGAACGCAAGCGUCUGGAGGUCGAGGCUCUCGAGCGACGCAACAAAGAGCUUGAGUCGGCCUUACAAAACGUCACCAAAGCUAAUCAGCUCUUGGUGGAAGAACUCAACAAGUUCCGCCGUGAUUCGGGCAUGUUGAAUCGUUCUUCAUCCCCUCUCGACCCACUUCACACCAACUCAGUUACCCUAUCCCAAGAGCUUUUCAGCUCCCAGGACGGUCACUGCCCUUCCAUGGAUGAGACGAAGUCCCUUGUCGAUGACUUGAUGACCUCAUCUCAGUCCAACGCCACUGUCAAUCCUGCGUCGCUAUCCCCUGAGCUCUCGCCCAUAACCGAGAACAACGAGGCGAACGGCGAGGAGCAGCAAACAGCCGAGACCUCUAUUGCGAAGUCUACCUCCGACCUGACACAACGUCCUGCAGCGAUGUUGUGCGACCUGCAGUGUCAUCUGUCGGAGGAGCUUCCGCAAUCAUGGCUGGCCUCUCAAACCCCUCUGCAUCCGACCUUGGCCUUCUAUCUGCAGCUUCAGACUCUGUUGGUCACUUCAGCGGUGAUCCUUUCAGUAUGUCAGCGGCCCUUGACGCAGAUCGCUAUGUCCUUGAAAGCGGGAUUCUCUCUUCCCCCAACUCCCUCGAUUAUGAACACGAUUAUCUGGCUGGUGACUCUUCCGCCUUCUUCCAGGACCCGUUCGACAUCAAUGAGUUCCUCCACGACGAGGUCAACGGUGCAGUCGUCGCAGCGGACCCGGAAUCCGGCUACGAUGCUGCCAACUCUGAGACUCAAGUCUCUUCAGAGAAUCCUAACCUGCAGCCCCACUCUGGCGCGUCCACUUAUGGAUGCGACGAUGGAGGCAUUGCGGUUGGUGUCUGAGGGGUGCGAUGAACGGGUUGGGGUAUUGUCUGCCGAAUCUCCGGCGCAGCGCGACAGCAGCCGACAGCCACGAACAUGGUUAAUCGGUGCAUCGUUGCCGUCUAAAGAGGUUCUCUUGACAUUGGCAUGGGCUCUAAAAAUCGAAGAGCGGAAGUUGAUUCGCAAGGGUGUACUCCAAAGUCAUGUGACAUCAUCCCCAAAACCGGCUGAUAGCACCUCAAUGCCCAACAUCAAUUAUGUGUUGACAUUGGCCUCGAAAAGGAAGCGAGGAGAGGCGGACAUGAGCGGACCUGGGAAGCGUUUUCGGUUGGCUUGAUUAGGGCAUAUGGGAAACCGGUGCAUCAUGGCGUAAAGGUGGUGCCCAGGAAGGUUAUAGGCUUACCAUUGGAUCUGUAUCAUUGCAUUUUGUCGAAUGAAUUGUCGCCUUGCGACCGAUGACCAUCAAAUUGUCUGUAUGUUGACGUGAGUUUUGUUGACGAGAAUUAUCCAUGUCCCUCAUGCCUACUACUAAAUUUUCAGCAAAUGGGGACAUGUUCUGG
Colletotrichum destructivum is the source of this 2283-nucleotide messenger RNA. RefSeq names its product Putative basic-leucine zipper domain, transcriptional activator Hac1/HY5. Gene Ontology annotation, biological process: positive regulation of transcription by RNA polymerase II. Gene Ontology annotation, molecular function: DNA-binding transcription factor activity, RNA polymerase II-specific. Lineage: Eukaryota; Fungi; Ascomycota; Sordariomycetes; Glomerellales; Glomerellaceae. The record is from RefSeq and is a predicted model, not a curated record. The coding region runs from base 468 to 2060 and encodes 530 amino acids. The transcript has 2 exons.